ACACGCGGGUGGAGUGCGUUGUGUCUAUGUUUCCGCCAUUUCAUAUGGAUCUCUUCAUGGCGGGCAAUCUGGCAAGAUGUUGUCAAAGCUCGACGUUCAGUUGCCUCUUGUUAGGUUCCACUGCUCUGAGCCACGUCGCCUUUGUGCUGGGGGCAUGGCCACGAGCGCGGUUACUACGUAUCAUCAACAGAAAGCAGAGCUUGCUCGUUCCCAUAAAAUGUCUGGUCCACUUGCUCGUACGAGAAAGCUCAUUUUCUGUCUUCUAACCAAAAGCUGGCCCCCUCAAACCCCUUUCCACCCCACCUUGGUGCCUCAGUUUCCGGUGCCAACGGAACCAUGCACCCGCGACUGGCUGGCUGGCUGUUCAUCAUAGACUAUCUCACUGGCUGGCGUCUACGAGUAAUGCACCAGGUGUUGGAAAUUUCUCCUGGCAGGGAUCCUCUUCCCGUCACAUGCAAGGCUGCAGCUUCAGACUCCAGCUCAGGCGCCAGCCAACCAAAUCGAAUAAUUUUACGUAUCAGAGAAAAAGCUCAGUUGCAGCCUGUGCUGGAUUAUCUGCGCGAUUUCAUUCACGCGUCUCCGGCCCUUACCUGUUACCUUCUUCUACCUUUAGGACCGCUGUGCUCUUCGUCACCGGCGAGACAGAGGCAGCUGGGACACGGCACAAGUAUACUGCAGCUAAACUUGUAACGGCAAAUGCUGGCAGAGGUGGCUUACCCUGGAGACCCUGGAGAAUGUGCAAUAUCAGCCACUUUUGCAAAAACACGGACACCCAUUCCUUGUCCUGGAGGCUUUUGAUACCGUACACGUAUGAGUGUAUAAGUGUUGGGACCCGGACGGUAACAGGAUGCCCCAAAACAAGGGAAAUACUAGCCAGCACCCUAAAGCUAGCUAUCUAGCAUCCCGUGUCUCGGAUUCUU
Trichoderma harzianum CBS 226.95 is the source of this 920-nucleotide messenger RNA. RefSeq lists its product as hypothetical. The transcript has a single exon. Lineage: Eukaryota; Fungi; Ascomycota; Sordariomycetes; Hypocreales; Hypocreaceae. The record is from RefSeq and is a predicted model, not a curated record. Bases 337 to 690 code for a protein of 117 amino acids.